Molecule: messenger RNA, 3483 nt
Organism: Grammomys surdaster
Lineage: Eukaryota; Metazoa; Chordata; Mammalia; Rodentia; Muridae
Gene: Ap4m1
Product: adaptor related protein complex 4 subunit mu 1
Exons: 15
Coding region: 163-1524 (453 amino acids)
Biological process (GO): protein targeting; Golgi to lysosome transport
Cellular component (GO): clathrin adaptor complex; trans-Golgi network; cytoplasmic vesicle
Source: RefSeq, a predicted model, not a curated record
GGUUGGGCACCCGGUUUCCCGCGGUUCGAAAUUAAUGCUCGCGAGUGUGUGUGGGAGGAGUAUUUCUUAAAGCGCCAGCCUCCGUGCGGCCUUUUGUUCCGCGUCUGCAAGGCGGGGUGGGUUCAACUUUCACCGUUUUCUCGUCUAACCUCCGGAACGAUCAUGAUUUCCCAGUUCUUCAUUUUGUCCUCCAAGGGGGACCCGCUGAUCUAUAAAGACUUCCGCGGGGACAGUGGUGGUCGUGAUGUGGCGGAGCUCUUCUACCGGAAGCUGACGGGACUACCUGGAGGCGAGUCCCCGGUUGUCAUGUAUCACGAUGAUCGUCAUUUCAUUCACAUCAGACACAGUGGUCUCUAUUUGGUGGCCACAACCUCAGAAAACGUCUCUCCUUUCAGCCUUCUGGAGCUGCUUUCCCGGUUAGCCACCCUCUUGGGUGACUACUGUGGCUCACUCAAUGAGGGAACCAUCUCACGUAAUGUGGCGCUUGUCUACGAACUCUUGGAUGAAGUGCUGGACUAUGGCUAUGUACAGACUACAUCCACAGAGAUGCUGAGGAACUUCAUCCAGACUGAAGCUGUGGUCAGCAAGCCCUUCAGCCUCUUUGACCUCAGCAGUGUUGGACUGUUUGGGGCAGAGACACAGCAGAACAGAGUGGCUCCAAGCAGUGCAGCUAGCCGCCCCGUCUUGUCCAGUCGUUCUGACCAGAGCCAAAAGAAUGAGGUGUUUUUGGAUGUGGUGGAGAGGCUGUCUGUACUGAUUGCGUCUAAUGGGUCGUUGUUGAAGGUGGAUGUCCAAGGAGAGAUCCGGCUCAAGAGCUUCCUUCCCAGUGGUUCUGAGAUAUGCAUUGGCUUGACAGAAGAAUUUUGCGUUGGAAAGUCAGAACUGAGAGGUUAUGGGCCAGGGAUUCGAGUUGAUGAGGUGUCAUUCCAUAGCUCUGUCAAUCUAGAUGAGUUUGAGUCUCAUCGGGUCCUCCGCCUGCAGCCGCCUCAUGGCGAGCUGACUGUGAUGAGAUACCAGCUCUCUGAUGACCUCCCCUCACCACUUCCUUUCCGGCUCUUUCCCUCUGUACAAUGGGACCAAGGCUCAGGCCGGCUCCAGGUUUACCUCAAGUUACGGUGUGACCUGCCCCCAAAGAGCCAAGCUCUCAACGUUCAUCUGCACCUUCCCCUGCCUCGAGGGGUUGUCAGCCUGUCUCAGGAACUGAGCAGCCCAGAUCAGAAGGCAGAGCUGGGAGAAGGAGCCCUUCACUGGGAUCUGCCUCGGGUACAAGGAGGCUCUCAACUCUCUGGCCUUUUCCAGAUGGAUGUCCCUGGCUCGCAGGGACCUCCUAGCCAUGGGCCUUCCCCCUCAGCUUCCCCCUUGGGGCUGGGUCCUGCCAGCCUCUCCUUUGAACUCCCUCGGCACACAUGCUCUGGCCUCCAGGUUCGAUUCCUCAGACUGUCCUUUAGCGCCUGUGGUAAUGCCAACCCUCACAAGUGGGUUCGACAUCUAAGCCACAGCAAUGCCUAUGUAAUUCGGAUCUGAAGCUUCCCAAACAAGGAUAUGGACAGCAACGUUAGCAGGCAGUUGAAUGGGAAGAGGACAUUUUCUUUCUUGUGACUUUGGAUCUGGACAGGAAGGUUCCAUGGACUCACCCCAUCUGUGACACAGGGAGGCUCACAAACUUACAAAUCCAACUUUUAUUCUGAGGAACUUACUGUACAGUAUCUAAAAAGAAAGUCACUGGGGAAAAGUUCUUCCUCCUUCAUCCCUCACACGUUGUUUGUGUGUGUAGGAAUCUGCAGAAGAGAGGAGGUCAGCACAUGUGACAAUAUCACAGAGCAGUCUGGGGAGAGCCAGGUCCAGUAGGUUGGGAGCCAUUAGCCUUUGGAGUCCCUGGAGCUGGAGGGGGACUGUCCCCAGCUUCCUGCUUCCCCCCACAGAGGGCACUGCCCCCAAGUGGUGAUGGUGAAGAAGAUGAAGGGGGGACUGGAGAAGGAUGAGAAGGAGGGCCUCCUUUGCCUUCCCCUGUUGGGGGAAGAGAGACCACAAUGUAUUUCUGAACACUGCCAGGACCAGCAGGGGCUGUGCUUGGGGGUGCAGUGGUAGCAGUGGAGACCAGCUUGACGAUGGGCUGCACGCUGGGAACCGUGGUGGUGACAGGAGAGGUAGUGGUAGAGCCUGAGCCAGGAGCUGAGGUGCUGAGGGACAGGACCUGAGGGAGAAAGGAGGGCCUGGGGUCACGUCCUUAGUUCCCCCAGAAUCCUUUUCCAGGUACCUGCUGUUGACCCAUGCCCUCUGCUCCCACCUUCCCUUGUAGUCCCCAGUGAAUGAAUGGUCAAGACUGCUGCUAGCUUGAGGCCUCCAAGAUCCUGAUAAGCGGCUCUCGUGCCAUCUGAGUUUGAGCCUGAAGGGAUUAGGUCACAACUUGGAGGUUUCCCCAGGGUGCUGCUCACAUCCCUCACCAUGGCUCCACAUACCUGCUGGGUUGAUGAGGCACUGGAAGAUGAGGACAUUACGAUAAACUUGGUUGGAGGAGGAGAAGGCUGAGGAGGGGCAGCAGCUCUCGCAGACACCAGUGUCUGGACAGGCAAGGCAAUGGAGCCAGGGACCUUCAAUAAGCCAGGGGUGCGAGGGCCUGGCUGAGGGGCCUGUGAGAGGGUCAGUGUGGGCCGAGGCUAUGAAGAGACACAGGAAGAAAAUGUUAACAUUGAAGGCAGACCUCGGUCACUCUUGGUAGUUCUUCAUUGGGGGUAGGAGUGGGGUCCAGCUCCCUGAGACUGCUGGCAAGUCCUAUCCCAAACCUGGGUCCCUGUACAUUUCCUGUCAGCAGCUGACCUGUGUGAUGGUGAGUGUGGUCCUGUUGACCUGCUGAGCUUGUAGAGCAGCCUGGGCCCUGGCCUUCACCACAUGGGAGCAGAGAAGGGGCCCAAGGGACCCAAAUUCUCCCCGGUAGGCAUCCUGAUUGUCAGGUGGAGGGCGCAGCUUCGCCAGGACUGGGGCACAGUGUUUCUGUAGAGGAGGUAAAGUAAGGGCUGGUAUCCUCCCCAAAGGUGAGAGGGGAGCUCCUCGACUGCUGUCAGAAGCCACAGUGAGAGGCUAUGCUUCUAUAAGGGCAUUCCAUCAGAGCUGGGUGUGGUGGUUCAUGCCUGUGGUCCCAGCACUUGAGCUGAAGCAGAAAGGUCAUUGAGUUCUAGGUUAGCCAGAGCUACAUAGAGAACUCCAGGCUAGGCUGAGCAGGUGUCAUAUCUCAAAGUAAAGAGGGCCAAAGAGAAUAUAGCUCAUUGGUAGAGUGUUUUGUAAACAUGCAUAUGGCCCUAGGUCCAAUUCCCAGCAGCACAAGAAUGGGGGACUGGAGAGGUAGCUCAGAGGUUUAGUCCUCAGAGGGUGGUUGCUCACAAGCAUCCUCUAGUUGCAGAUCUGUUACCUUCCUCUGGCUUCUGUGGGCACCUGUACCCAUGGUGUUCAUUCAUGAGCAUAUAAAAAUAAAACGGGAUGAUUUUA